This is a messenger RNA of Rosa chinensis, 2026 nucleotides long. RefSeq names its product bromodomain-containing protein bet-1. NCBI's taxonomy places the organism in Eukaryota, Viridiplantae, Streptophyta, Magnoliopsida, Rosales, Rosaceae. The transcript is spliced from 8 exons. The record is from RefSeq and is a predicted model, not a curated record. Bases 167 to 1912 code for a protein of 581 amino acids. Gene Ontology annotation, molecular function: protein binding.
UAUUCGGCGAUCCUCUCUGCUUCUUCUUUUCAAUGUAAUUGACUGUGAUUUCGAUUUUUGACGGAGCGCUCGGUUCUCGUCCAGCAAGGUUUAAUUUAGGGUUUUCAACUCUUGUUUCGUUCGCCUGUUUCCAAGACAAUUUGCGUGGAAGAAGAGCAGGUCAGACAUGAAGCGGAAGCGUGGGCACAAGAACAAGAAAGGAAAGCCUAAAGGUCCUUCUGUGCCGGUUGUUGUUGUAAAUUUGGAGGAGAACGAAAAUUUGGAUGAGUCUGGCGGCGGCGGUGGCGAUAACGAUGAUAAUAUAGAUGAUUCUGGAAUGGAGGUUGAUACCCCUUCGUCAACCGGGACGGAUCAGCAGCAGCAACAACAGCACCAGCAUUACAAUGUUGCCAAUAUUAAUCCCGAUGGUUCGAUUGGUAGGGGGGGUGGGAAAUCAGUGGGGAGAGUUAAAGUGAAGCUUGUGACUCCCAAAACAAAGGAAUCUCAGCUCACUUCUUCUGAGGCAUACACACUAAGUGAUACAGAUAAGAGUAGUCAACAAAUGGGUUUGGAAAGACAAGGUGUGCUGUCUGAGAAAAUGGAGGAUAGUGCAAAUUCAUUGUCUAAAAUGAAAUCUGGCAAUGUUUCAAAGAAAGCUGGGAGUAUAAAGAUUAAACCAUCCAAGUCACUGGGGUCAAGUAUUAGCCAUAGUGAUCCUGUACCCGCACGGAGUGAGAGUCCGCAUGAAAAAGAACUGCACAGGCCUCAUCUGGAAUCUCGAUACAAUAAGCAAGAGUUAGAUACUUCACUCACGGUUAUAAAGAAGGUAAUGAAAAUGGAUGCUGCUGAACCUUUUAAUGUCCCUGUCAAUCCUGAAGCUUUAGGAAUACCUGAUUAUUUUGAUGUGAUAGAUACACCAAUGGACUUGGGAACAAUUUGCAGCAACCUUGAACUGGGUAUUAAAUAUAGAAAUUCUGAGGACGUAUACAAAGAUGUUCAGUAUAUUUGGGACAACUGUUAUAAGUAUAACAAUAAGGGCGACUACAUUUUGGAUCUUAUGAGGCGGGUGAAGAAGAAUUUUGCAAAGUAUUGGACAGCAGCUGGGUUAUAUAGUGGACAGUCGACGGGAACUAGUGGUGUUGAAAGCAGUCAAGAGAAUAUCUCACCAUCUGAUCAAGGGAAAGUACAUAUGAAAGGUGGCCAAAUAAAACAGAAGACACGAAAGGGUCAUGGAAGGCGUCACAAAUCCGACUGCUUAUGUGCUAUUUGUGUUCUAAAACGCCGUAGAAGGGAGCGUGAGGAGAAUGCUCAUAUUGUUAAAAGCCCACUUGGAGCUAGUGAUAAUAAUCUUUCCCAGGAGUUCAGGCAAGAGGAAUCUUCACAUGCGGAGAGUCCUUCUGGUGAAAAUUCAUCUUCGGAUAUGGAUGGAUCAUUGGACCCGAAUGCAGAUGCUACGGUGGAAGAAACAGAAGAGGUGAAAAUGGGGGUAUCCAAGCAGCAGUUUGAUUGCCCAUCAAGGGAGAAGCAGGAGGAGGAGGAGGAUGACGAUGAAGAGGAUGAGGAGGAAGAGAGUGAGAUGGAGAUGAAAGAUGAAGGUAAUGGUGAGGGACUACAGCAGCUUGACAAAUCAAGAGAGGAGCCUAAUGAACAAUUGCAACCAAUGAUAACUGAAAAGCUUGAUGCUGCGAUGCAAACUGAUAAGCAUGAAGGAGCAAUUGAAGCAGAUAAUAAAGAGAAGGAAGCGCAAGAAAUACAUAAGAAAGUAAAGGCAUCUGAAAACUUGCAAUUUGAAAAUCCCAUGCUUGUGGAUCUAUGCGGGAUUCUCUUCCCCAAGAAUAGCAAGUCUAUCUGGAGUGGACCUCAUUCACUUGUUCAGCAUCGCACUUCUCAUACUAGCUCAAUUCAUGCAGUUAUUAACAUGCUUAUGAAGUAGGUGAUAUUUUAAGAGAUCUUCUGUAAUUUUAAUUAUAUUUGGAAUGAGAGAUUUAUUAUAUUUUAUGUUCUGUAUGUUGAUUGAGCCACAAAUCCUACUUUUCUUUAAAUUUAA